UUCCGAGUAGUGGAAUGUAUCGCCCUGUAACAUCCGUCUGUAAGGCCUGGUUACCCAGCUAGAAACCCCUCUUCUCCGUUGAGGGAGGGAUUCGGGCAAAACCGCUCCCGAAAUCCCAAGUGGCCCGUUUGGAUCGGUUUCGUUAAAAAACAAUCAUACGAUUCUACCUCCAUCGGUUCCCCUUAUUUGUCCCAACGGCCAUCCCUCCAGACCCAAGUUCGUUUUCCGAACCUCUUUGCUUCGGAACCGCGCGGCUUUCGCUCCAAAAGGCACCCUUCGUUUUUUUUUGUAGCCAUCCAUCGAGCCGCGAGUGUUGAACCCCCCACCCCCAAUUCCCCAACUCCCUUGGGUUUGGCCGUGGGAAUUCCCAGCAUGGACAUUCCAAGCAGGCAUUUUCCAGGAGAAACAUCCCAAUCACGCAUUUCCCAGGAACGACAUUUCAACCACGCAUUUUUCCCAGCGACAUUCCGACCUACUCAACCUAGCCAAACAUUUGCACAUUCAUCUCAACAUUGCAUUCGUCCGUCUCCAACUCAAAUCUCCCGGUAGAUGUAGCAUAUUCGCACCUCGACCAGGCUGCUAUCCCAGCGCGUUUACAUCCCUUAUCAGGGCUUAGCUUCACCCGGCCGUCUUCCAUUCUCAAGGCCGUCCGCUGCAUUCACCACGGUUUCGAGAACACCAAUCACUGCGAGCACGACAUUCGGUGCGCCACCAUUCAACCGAACGUUGAAGCCAACGAGGUCAAGUCCCGCUGUGGCGCCAGUCGGCAUGCAUACCCGUGGCAGCCCGCAUGGCGCUCGGCAUGCAUGGCAACCGAGCGUCACCUGUCUCUUGGUGCUGCGAACAACAUCGCCCUCAAAAGCCCUCUGCGAAGCUAAGUGCACGGCCGACCCCAUUCCCUUGCAUGCUAUUUUCUUUACUUGCACCCUAUCAAUUGCUCGUUCUCACCCCACCCACCCUUCCCCUCCCGCUCCCCUUGGAAGCCCAUGGCCACGGCGCUUGUUUGAACUGCUUGCAUAGGGUCUUGUCCCUAGGGGUUUAGAUGUUGUUAGACUUAGAGUUGUCGCUGCGUGCACGUGUCAGUCUCCUCCUCCUCGCCGUCUCCCCUCGCCCCUUCGCUUCUGCUUGUGUGCCAUGGGCGACCUCCCCCCCCUACCCCCCCCAGCUAAGUACCGGUUCCUCCGUGCAUGCGUGCAUCCGUCUUUUCUGUCGUUUCGCGUUCUCUCAAAACGGCGUCGCUGGUGAAAGCACAGUGCGCAACCCACAGACCCUCCUUAUUGCGGGUAAAGCCCCCCCCAGGUUAAGCCUUCAGGUACAGCCCUCACUGCAGGUAUACCUUCCCUUGGGUCUGUGGCUAGCAGCUGUGCCUCCACCGGUGGCCCUCCUUCCGCUCGUCCUCCAUCUCGCCACGCAUGCAGCCAUCCCUCACCGUGGCGUUUCUAUCCCAUUCA
Closterium sp. NIES-67 is the source of this 1451-nucleotide messenger RNA. NCBI's taxonomy places the organism in Eukaryota, Viridiplantae, Streptophyta, Zygnematophyceae, Desmidiales, Closteriaceae. The record is from the annotation of a GenBank genome assembly.